UGCCACGCAAGACCCUCCAAGAAAAAAAGCAACGUCUGACACGAGUGCUAGCCAUGCGUAUUUUACUGUGGUUUUUGCAUGUAGCUUUGAUCACGCUACUGCAAUCUACCGCUAUGGUGGCGGCGAAGAGUGCAAACUCUGAGCUAAGCAAAACGUCGGAAUCAAGGGCGAGCAUGGACCAAGCUCGCGCGAAUUCAACGAUGGACCCGCCUCAACCGCACCUACGAGGCAAUGAUAACGUGGGGGGCUUUCAAGACUCGUCGACUGAAGAAGACAGAGGUUUUUUUGAUCAAGCCGCAAAAUUUACCGAGAAACUUAUUGGCACGACUCGAAUGGACAGCUUGAGACAAAAGAUGGAGAUCCCUUCCUUUAAACUCGCUCGAGCACUUGGGAAGACACCCAAACAAUUUGAAGACAAGUUGAUGAAAAAUCUGGCGAAAAAAGGGAUUACGGAUCCCGUCAAAAUAGAGAGGAGCAAGGCAUUAGCCCAGGAAUACGGUCUUUACUUCGUGAGGAACAUGGGCGCUGGUAAAUUGUAAGCAUUGCAAGCGAAGCGGCUCGGACCUCGUUAUUUCUACAAGGCGGCAAAGCAGCGAACGAGCGUAGGCGAUCAGGAUGCUUACGUGGCCAUGGCUAAGCGCUACGAACCGUGGGUGGUAAACAACAAUCUACGGUACUUCUAAGGAACAGGGCUGUGAGGCACUGGUGGAGUGCAGUCAGCCUGUAACCGAAGCAGUAGAUCCAACGUUAC
Messenger RNA from Phytophthora sojae, 751 nucleotides. RefSeq lists its product as hypothetical. The transcript has a single exon. The record is from RefSeq and is a predicted model, not a curated record. Bases 54 to 539 code for a protein of 161 amino acids. Lineage: Eukaryota; Oomycota; Peronosporomycetes; Peronosporales; Peronosporaceae.